AUGAACUCGGCAUUUGAUCCUUGGACGCAGAACAUCACUCUGACUCGUUCCGACGGGACGACGGUCAUCUCAUCUCUGGCACUAGCGGACGAGUUCCUGCGCUACAUGAUUCGUCUCAGCAUCAACUAUGGCGCCCAGCUCGGCGCAUGCGUCGUGCUCCUCCUAGUCCUCUUGCUGCUGACGAGACCAGAGAAGCGCGUCUCAUCCGUUUUCGUGCUGAACGUUGCUGCGCUACUCGCCAACAUUAUACGGCUGGGCUGCCAGCUCAGCUAUUUCACCACCGGAUUUGCUAGGAUAUAUGCGUUGCUGGCUGGCGACUUUUCCAGAGUGUCCCGCGGUGCUUAUGCCGGCCAAGUCAUGGCGUCUGUAUUCUUCACCCUUGUCCUUAUCUGCGUGGAGGUCUCCUUGGUGCUUCAGGUGCAGGUUGUCUGCUCCAACCUCCGUCGUCAGUAUCGGAUCCUGCUACUUGGUGCCUCGACGUUGGCUGCCCUUGUUCCAAUCGCGGUUCGCUUGACUUACUCGGUACAAAACUGCAUGGUGAUCAUGCACGCAGGAACCAUGGACCACCUGGAUUGGUUGGAAAGUGCCACUAACAUCGUGACAACCGUCAGCGUCUGCUUUUUCUGCGCCGUCUUUGUCGUCAAGCUUGGCCUCGCCAUCAAACUGCGAAAGAGGUUGGGUGUGAAGCAAUUCGGACCGAUGAGGGUCAUCUUCAUCAUGGGUUGCCAAACCAUGACCAUCCCAGCCAUUUUUGCCAUUUGCCAGUACUUCAGCGAAAUCCCGGAAUUCUCGCAUAACGUCCUAACCCUCGUCAUCAUCUCGCUCCCUCUUUCCUCCAUUUGGGCUGGAUUCACCCUUGAGCAGGCAAACUCCACCGCGCGCUCUACAGAGUCCCGUCACAAUCUGUGGAACAUACUCUCGUCUGACGGCGCAGUGAGAGACAAACCCGGCCAAUGUAUCAGCUCCCCUCUGACCUCGCCGAACACCACAUGUUACUCACAGCAUUCAACCGGUAAACCACAGCAGGACCCGGAGAACGGGUUCGGCAUUGCGGUGGCGCAUGACAUCUCCAUCCAUAGCUACCAAAAGGAUGCCCGCGGGGAUGUGUGA
Aspergillus viridinutans is the source of this 1110-nucleotide messenger RNA. RefSeq names its product alpha-factor pheromone receptor STE2 (gene preB). Gene Ontology annotation, cellular component: membrane; G protein-coupled receptor homodimeric complex. The record is from RefSeq and is a predicted model, not a curated record. Bases 1 to 1110 code for a protein of 369 amino acids. Gene Ontology annotation, molecular function: mating-type factor pheromone receptor activity; pheromone binding. Lineage: Eukaryota; Fungi; Ascomycota; Eurotiomycetes; Eurotiales; Aspergillaceae. The transcript is spliced from 2 exons. Gene Ontology annotation, biological process: G protein-coupled receptor signaling pathway.